Messenger RNA from Chrysochloris asiatica (Cape golden mole), 960 nucleotides. Its product is annotated as olfactory receptor 51F1-like. Gene Ontology annotation, biological process: G protein-coupled receptor signaling pathway. Lineage: Eukaryota; Metazoa; Chordata; Mammalia; Afrosoricida; Chrysochloridae. Gene Ontology annotation, cellular component: membrane. The transcript has a single exon. Gene Ontology annotation, molecular function: G protein-coupled receptor activity; olfactory receptor activity. The record is from RefSeq and is a predicted model, not a curated record. Bases 1 to 960 code for a protein of 319 amino acids.
AUGCUACAGCUCCAGGAUAAAAUGCAGAUUCUAAGCAACUUGACUAUUCAAUUUCCAAGCUUCUUGCUGAUUGGUAUUCCUGGUCUAGAGUCUGUACAGGCCUGGCUCUCCAUCCCAUUCUGUUGUCUCUACGCUUCUGCUCUCUUGGGGAACAGCAUGAUCCUGUUUAUCAUCAGCAGCCAGAAGAGUCUCCAUGAGCCCAUGUACUAUUUCCUCUCUAUGCUGUCAGCUACUGAUCUGGGAUUGAUUGUUUCUACAAUGUCAACAACACUACCUAUCCUGUGGUUUGAUGCAAAGAAAAUCAGUUUGGAUGCCUGCAUCAUCCAGAUGUUUUUUCUUCAUGGAUUCGCCCUCAUGGAAACAGGGGUGCUUGUGGCUAUGGCCUUUGACCGCUAUGUGGCAAUUUGUAACCCUCUGAGGUACACUAGCAUCCUCACUAAUUCUCGAAUCAUUCAGAUGGGUCUCUUGAUGGUUAUACGUACUGCAGUAAUAAUGGUACCACUGCUUUUGCUUCUUAAACCUCUCUCUUUCUGUAGAGGUAAUGCCCUUUCCCACUCCUACUGUUACCAUCCAGAUGUGAUUAAAUUAGCUUGUUCAGAUACUCGGAUCAAUAAUAUCUAUGGAUUAUUUGGGCUCAUCCUGUCCACGGGGAUCGAUACACCAUGCAUUAUCUUGUCUUACAUCAUGAUUAUUCGCUCUGUCUUGAGUAUCGCCUCCCCUGAAGAGCGACAUAAGGCCUUUAGCACCUGUUUCUCCCACAUUGGAGCAGUUGCCAUUUUCUAUAUCCCUUUUGUGAGUCUGUCCCUAGUGCACCGCUAUGGUCGGUCAGUCCCUAGAAUGGUCCAUUCUAUGAUGGCCAAUGUAUACCUGCUUCUUCCCCCUGUGCUCAACCCCAUUAUCUACAGUGUCAGAACCAAACAAAUCCACAGGGCUAUACUCAAUCUGCUGCUGAAAAAAUAA